Molecule: messenger RNA, 2052 nt
Organism: Vavraia culicis subsp. floridensis
Lineage: Eukaryota; Fungi; Microsporidia; Pleistophoridae
Exons: 1
Coding region: 1-2025 (674 amino acids)
Biological process (GO): trehalose catabolic process
Molecular function (GO): alpha,alpha-trehalase activity
Source: RefSeq, a predicted model, not a curated record
AUGCUAAUUUUAUGUCUUGCCAAUUUGGCACUCUCAUUUCGAUUGACGGCUGAGAAAACAGGCACGCUUCCAAAGCCUACCAAGGUACUCUCACCGCGCACCUCUGACAAAAUAGAUGGUACAAAUACUUCUGAUGACGACUUAAUGGCAAUGGGCCCCAGAAACAUGAAUGAUUUGGUGAAGCAUGUAUCGACAUACACAGACUUUAAUCUGCUGCUGGCAGCACAACUAUUUCUGCCAAAUUCAGACUCAAAGGAUUUUGUCGACAGGCCAACAAAAAGACCGAUUAAGGACAUAAGCCAUGAUUUUGAGAAGUUGCAGAAGGAACUUGGGAUUGACCGUUUCGUUGCAACUGACGAACAAUACGACACGAAGGAAGAUCUAGGAACGUUGAUGGCGUACGUUAUGAAGAUGCAGCCUAAAUCAGGUGACAAAGACAAGGUGCACGCUUUGCAGAAAUUCAUCGACGAGAACUUCGAGGCUCCCGGCAGUGAUCUGACCGAACAUCCGCUUGACGACUAUAAAGACGAGCCGCCGUUCCUGAGCAGCAUCGCCAACGAAGACGUAAGAGAUGUUACGCUAGGAUUGAACAGGAUGUGGAAAGAGCUGAGCAGAGUUGCUGUGGUGAAAAAGGGGCACGAAUCGACAUUGCUGAACCUCCCGCACCCGUUCAUAGUGCCAGGUGGAAGGUUCAGAGAAUUUUACUACUGGGACACAUACUUCAUCCUCGAAGGUCUCGUGGUAUCAAAGAUGGAUAAAACAGCAAGCAACAUCAUCAAAAACUUCAUGCACAUCAUAGACACACUGGGAUACAUCCCGAACGGCACACGUAAGUACUACAUGUACAGGUCACAGCCGCCAUUCUUCCCCCUGAUGCUUCUCAAGAUGCUUGACCUGGACGGUGGUAAAUAUAACAAGCUGAUCUUGAACAAGGGACUGGAAAUGGCACUGAAGGAGUACGCUUUCUUUGAUAAGUACAGGUCUGUGCUCGUUAAGGGACGUGACGGCAAACUCCACAAGCUUAAUUAUUUUCACGUGACAACAGACUUUCCAAGGCCUGAAUCGCUGAGCGAGGACAUGCAUACGUAUCUCUCACAGCAGAAACUCUCGGAACGCGAAGUUUACAGCAAUCUCAAGUCCGGUGCUGAGUCUGGAUGGGACUUUUCGAGUAGGUGGUUCAAAGAUGAGAGCGACAUUUCGACGAUAAAUGCGUACAACCAAAUUCCGGCAGAUCUUAACGCUAUCCUGUUCAAGGACGAGCAAAUAAUCUCAACAUUGCUCAAAAGGGCAGGCAGACACGACGAGGCAAGGAAGUUCGGUGAUCUAUCGCUAAAAAGAAUGGAAGCUAUCAACCAAGUGCUGUGGAACAAGGACGUGAGUUCAUGGAAUGACUAUGACACCGAAAACAACAAGUUUGUGGCGCGCCGAUUCUACUUUUCGAAUGUUUUCCCUCUUAUCAUGGGAGUCGAACCGCCAACAGGCAAUAUUUACAACGUUCUGCAGAGCUAUCAGAAAGAAUUGUUCAGCUACAUUGGUGGUGUGCCUGUCAGCGGACCAGGGAAAGACACCGGACAGCAGUGGGACUUCCCGAACGUGUGGGCGCCGCACCAAUUCUUGAUUGUGGAAUUUUUGUACAGCAAAGGUGAGCAUAAGAUGGCAUUGCAGAUAGCCAGGGCAUUUUACAACUCGGUGAGCGUUGGGUUCAAACAAAAAGGCGUAUUUUACGAGAAAUACAACGCAGAGCAGCUCGGAUUCACCGGUGAGGGUGGUGAAUAUGCUGCGCAGACAGGAUUUGGAUGGACGAACGGAACAGCACUCAGCUUUAUUUCCAAGUUCAAGGAUCAGCUUGCAGAGGCAUACGAUCAUCAGAAGGAGUUCAAAGAGAUUGUCGAGCUGCUGGUCCAGAAGGCAUACAACGAGGAACUAGGAGAGACUAACAAGGCAGAUGGGAAUAACGAGAUAAAACCAAGCCUUGAUAUAUUAUUUGAGGUGGGAACAAAGGCAAAUCCGGUUGAGAUCAUAUAAUUUUAAUUAUACUUAUUUUUAUAGCGA